GAAUUACCUGUAAGCGUUGGCGAAAAAUUGUGCCAAUUAUUCGACGAAGUCACGGAUAGAUUGUCACCUAUAAAAGAUAUUGAUUCAAAAGAUGAAUUAGAUGAUAGAUCUAAAAUGAGGCGAUCAAAUUCGACGGAUUUUUCCGAUCGAUAUAGACCGUAUGAGAAGUCCAACAGAACGCUGCAUAACGGCAGGGUUGGUCGCGAACGCUUGCAAAAUACAUCCAAUAGUGGGGAAAGGUCUCGUCUAUUCCGAGAUAUGCACACUAGGAAUUAUUCUCGAACUACACAUAAUUCUGGAACAACUCGUGAUUACGUGUCGUUCUCUACUCUCCAGGGGUAUACAAAUAUCCCACAAAGGGCUUGGCAGACUUUCGACUCUCGCUCGCCAUUUUACGAUCAAGUUACUAACGCGAACAGGAGGCCGUUUCAUGAUCGGGGAGGCAGGCGGUGA
Paraglomus brasilianum is the source of this 453-nucleotide messenger RNA. NCBI's taxonomy places the organism in Eukaryota, Fungi, Glomeromycota, Glomeromycetes, Paraglomerales, Paraglomeraceae. The record is from the annotation of a GenBank genome assembly.